Messenger RNA from Symbiodinium natans, 2394 nucleotides. The record is from the annotation of a GenBank genome assembly. NCBI's taxonomy places the organism in Eukaryota, Dinophyceae, Suessiales, Symbiodiniaceae.
AUGGCUGCCGAAGAGCCUGCGCCACCUGCUGCGCCGGUCCCGGCGGACCCGGCGAAGCCCCAGAAGAAGCGCUCCCCCAAUCGCUUGGUUGUGGAGGAAGCGCUGAAUGACGACAAUUCGGUAAUCUCUCUGUCGCAGGCAAAGAUGGAGGAGCUGAACCUCUUCCGUGGCGACAAUGUCCUGAUCAAGGGCAAGAAGCGCAAAGACACGGUGUGCAUCGUGCUGGCCGAUGAGAACUUGGACGACAGCAAAAUCCGCAUGAACAAGGUGGUUCGCAAGAACCUGCGCGUGCGCCUGGGCGACAUCAUAUCAGUGCAUGCAUGCGGGGACGUGCCCUAUGGGAAGCGAAUCCAUGUGCUGCCCCUUGACGACACCAUUGAAGGAAUCACAGGCAACCUGUUCGACACGUACUUGAAGCCGUACUUCCUGGAGGCUUAUAGGCCCGCACGCCAGGGUGACCUCUUCCUGGUGCGAGGAGGUUUCCGUCCGGUGGAGUUCAAGGUGGUGGGCGUGGACCCUGGUGAGUUUGUGAUCGUGGCCCCCGACACGGUGAUCCACUGCGAGGGCGAGCCAGUGAAGCGCGAAGACGAGGAACGCCUUGACGACGUUGGCUAUGACGACAUCGGUGGCUGCAAGAAGGCCAUGGGCCAGAUCCGUGAGAUGAUUGAGCUGCCCUUGCGCCACCCAACUUUGUUCAAGACACUGGGAGUGAAGCCUCCACGCGGUGUGCUGUUGUAUGGUCCUCCGGGUAGUGGCAAGACUCUUAUUGCCCGAGCCAUUGCAAAUGAGACAGGAGCUUUCUUCUUCCUGAUCAACGGCCCCGAAAUCAUGUCCAAGAUGGCAGGCGAGGCAGAGUCCAACCUUCGCAAGGCGUUCGAAGAGGCCGAGAAGAACUCGCCGGCCAUCAUCUUCAUUGAUGAGAUCGAUUCAAUUGCUCCCAAGCGAGACAAGACCAGCGGCGAAGUGGAGAAGCGGGUGGUGUCCCAGCUGUUGACACUCAUGGAUGGCAUCAAGGGGCGAGGGCAAGUGGUGGUGAUCGCAGCCACCAACCGACCGAACUCCAUUGAUGCGGCGCUGCGUCGUUUUGGCCGAUUCGAUCGAGAGUUGGAUAUCGGAGUGCCUGAUGACAAUGGCAGGCUGGAGAUUCUGCGAAUCCACACCAAGAACAUGAAGUUGGCCACGGACGUGAAGCUGGAGGAGGUUGCGUCCAACACACACGGCUUCGUGGGAGCAGACUUGGCGCAGCUAUGCACAGAAGCCGCACUCACAUGCAUCCGCGAGAAGAUGGACCUCAUUGACUUGGAGGAGGAGACCAUUGACGCGGAAGUGCUGGACUCGAUGGCGGUGUCGCAAGACCACUUCAAGUCUGCAAUGGGCACCGUGAAUCCUUCAUCUCUCCGUGAGACCGUAGUUGAAGUGCCAAACAUCAAGUGGGACGACAUUGGAGGCUUGGAGGACACCAAGCGGUCCUUGCAGGAAACCAUCCUUUAUCCCAUUGACCAUCCGGAAAAGUUCGAAAAGUUUGGCAUGCAGCCUUCCAGAGGGGUGCUGUUCUAUGGGCCUCCGGGCUGUGGCAAGACGUUGCUGGCCAAGGCAGUGGCAAGUGAGUGCUCUGCCAACUUCGUGAGCAUCAAGGGCCCCGAGCUUUUGACCAUGUGGUUCGGUGAGUCCGAGGCCAACGUGCGAGAGGUCUUUGACAAGGCACGUGCAGCCGCGCCAUGCGUGCUGUUCUUUGACGAGCUGGAUUCGGUCGGCACAGCUCGUGGAUCGAGUCAGGGAGAUGCAGGAGGUGCAGGUGACCGUGUGAUGAAUCAGCUGCUCACCGAGAUUGACGGCGUUGGUGCGAAGAAGAACGUGUUCUUCAUUGGUGCCACGAACCGCCCUGAGCUGUUGGACGAGGCCUUGCUGCGUCCAGGCCGACUGGACCAGCUGAUCUACAUCCCUCUUCCCGAUCUGCCUGCGCGACAAGGCAUCCUGGAGGCUACCCUCAAAAAGUCGCCCAUUGCACCCAACGUGCCGCUGUCCUUCAUCGCGCAGAAGACUGAAGGCUUCAGCGGAGCUGACCUUGCAGAGCUUUGCCAGAGAGCUGCAAAGGCAGCCGUGCGUGAUGCCAUUGCAGCUGACGAGCUGCGAGCAGGUGACGAUGAUGCCAUGGACACCACUAUGGGCUCUGAGAUCAGCCGCAAGCACUUCGAAGAGGCCUUUGCAGGUGCGCGACGGUCGGUUGCAGGCUCUGACCUUGCAAAGUAUGACCAGUUCAGGAAGAAGUUCGACCCUGUGUACAUGAACUCCACCGCAGGUGGCGCCAGCGGCGUGGUCAUCAAUUGGCCUGAUGACGUGGGUAUCGGAGCCAGCGCCGCAGCUGCAGACGACGACGACGACCUCUACGGCUAA